GGGAGGGAAUGUGCAGAAGGGAGGAAGGAUGAUAGAAAAAUUAGAAUCUGUUCGGGUGAAAAUAGGGGUGCUGGAUAAGAGGAUUUGGAAGUUUGAUAAUGCUGGAGUUCAUUCUUCAAGUAAGGCGUAUGAAUUGAUGGCUUCUAAUGUAAUGAAAUUCUACUUCAUGCUGAAUUGUGUAAGGCUAUCUGGAAAUAUUAUGUGCCUGGAAGGGUAUGGAGGAAAUGUUUGGACUGGUGGGGCUUCUCUAAACUGUGACAGGUCCAAAGAAAGCAGCAUACACUAGCUGUGGUUCAGGCUCUAUCAUCGUGAGUACAGCAUGGAUGGUGGAAUGAAGUGUGAGGUAUUUUGGAUCAUUUGUUGCUUUCAUAUGGCUGAGGCUGCUUAUGAUUUGGCGAGGUGGGUGGAGUUUGUGGAAGAUCAACAAACCUGGUUUAAUGAUUUGCCCCUGUGUGCGUAGUUUCAUGCGCGAUAUUGCUUCCUUA
Messenger RNA from Rubroshorea leprosula, 485 nucleotides. Lineage: Eukaryota; Viridiplantae; Streptophyta; Magnoliopsida; Malvales; Dipterocarpaceae. The record is from the annotation of a GenBank genome assembly.